Pieris macdunnoughi is the source of this 234-nucleotide messenger RNA. The record is from the annotation of a GenBank genome assembly. NCBI's taxonomy places the organism in Eukaryota, Metazoa, Arthropoda, Insecta, Lepidoptera, Pieridae.
AUGUGUUUAGUGGGAUUAGAAAUACACGUUAAGCUCCUUACCGACAUGUUGGGGUUAGUGGGUGCGUUGCCGGACUGUUGGAGGUAUCCCAGAGAAGUACUCACACAAAAGGAAAGCCCUGAAGAAGCGGACCGUGGAAUACUUCUAGCCGUCGUGGUGGUGUGGAUGAAACCUGGAAUUAUCUCAGCUUGUUCAGUAAUGAAACGAGGCCUGCUGGAUCACCGUUUUAACUAA